This is a messenger RNA of Hypoxylon fragiforme, 2095 nucleotides long. RefSeq lists its product as uncharacterized. The coding region runs from base 328 to 1566 and encodes 412 amino acids. Gene Ontology annotation, molecular function: zinc ion binding; DNA-binding transcription factor activity, RNA polymerase II-specific. Gene Ontology annotation, biological process: regulation of DNA-templated transcription. Gene Ontology annotation, cellular component: nucleus. NCBI's taxonomy places the organism in Eukaryota, Fungi, Ascomycota, Sordariomycetes, Xylariales, Hypoxylaceae. The transcript has 2 exons. The record is from RefSeq and is a predicted model, not a curated record.
AUCGGCCAGCUUCGGGUAGCCCUUAAAACGAGACUACACUUGUGUAAGCGAGUCUGACAAUUUCGGACUCACAAACCGACCACGGCUUAAAUUCGCAUUUACCCAAGGGAUCUUAAGAACUGAUAUGGUCAUCGUCUACUGUGCUAUUUUGUUUCGGAAAUUGUACAUUUGAAGGAGGAAACAGGAAACAUUGAGUCAUCUGGGUAUACUGGUUUCAAAACGCUCGCCGCCUCAGAUCCACUUAAAAACCACUUGUCUUCCGGUUGCUACGUGGUUGACUGCUUUCAUACUUCAUCCUGGCGCCCUUCAGCGUCUUGUUAACGUAGCAUGGCAGAAGAUCGUCGGAAUAAAGGACAACCACCAAGACACGAUCAGAGCGAGGAAUCUCAAUAUCUACCAGUUUCUGGUGAAGAAGACGACCGCGCAAGAGGCAUUCCUUAUCAUCCACGGCCCCAAAUGGCGACGGGUACAGUAAGAUUACCCUCUAUCCAAGAUCCCCACGGCUCCUAUAGCCCGUCGGGUGGUAGGGGUUGGGACCCCAGAGCUGGUGGCUACGGCCCUUCACCUGGCUCUACAAAUGGGUACCCUCCUCCUAGCAGCGCACACGCGCCUCCAGCUGCCGGCUACUCUCCCCCUAGUGGUGGUAACGCCUAUCCUCCUCCAGGCUCUAACCAUCCCUCAUAUCUUCCACCCGUCCACGCUGCGGCUCCGGACCCCAGAGCCAACUAUCCGCCAGACCCGAGAGCAUCUCCGUACUUCUCAAGCUACAGCGCUCCGAGCCCGUACGAAUUUACGUAUAGGGAUCGCGGGACCCCAGGAGCUUAUCAUCCUGAUUAUGCAAGAGGAGGUGCUGGAGGGGCUGCGGUGAUGCAGCAAUCUGCUCCCCGGCAGCGAACUUCUAUUGCUUGCAGAUAUUGUAGAAGAAGAAAGAUUCGUUGCAGUGGGUAUCAAAAUUCGCCCGGAGGGAAAUGUACCAACUGCAUUAAGAUGAACCAGGAAUGCGUUUUCCAGCCUGUUUCUUCAUCUUCAUCCACUGCAUUCGUUCCCGUUUCCGCUUUGCCCAACGGUAUACCGCCGGGAACACAGCUAUUUGGAGCAUACGGACAGCCACUAGCAGGCCCAUCAAACCUUGCUCCUGCUGGCGGCUAUCCGGCUUCGAAUCCGCAAUACGAUCAGCCGCUUCCAUCACCAACUGGUUCUUAUGGAUCUUUUUCGGAGGAGAGGGUUGAAUCAGGUAGACGGAGGCCAAGACCUGCAGAUGACGAGCACGGAGUGCGCCUACCACCUCCGAGCAAUUUUCCCGACGACAAUCCCCGAAGACGAUCUCCCUCGUCUAGCGGUAGUCCAAGCCAUCUACAACCGUUAUCGCAACUGCAAUCCCAGCCAGCUCCGUAUGCUGGGUAUGAUAAUAGGACACCACCGCCUAGGGGAAGCCCAUCCGGCCCUUCAGUGGGGGCAAGCACCGCGAGUUCUGUGAUGAGCCUCGAAAACAUUAUGGGCUCUGGCCCUUCGCCUAGCAAUGAUAUUGACCAAAAGAUGCUGGGACGUUUGAAUCGACGGACAUAGGAAAAGGUAUAAUGAUGAUCUGCAUAAGCCACUGGGUGGCGAGGGGAUUAUUAUACCCAUGAGAAACAUGGAAAGGACGUGCUAGGAAGGAACUGGGGAAAUAGAUGGCUGCUGGCGGCUUAUUCGAAUGGCUAAAUCGGCUACACUGGCGACGAGUUUUCGGUGUUAUAAUCGAUUUCCAAUUCACGAGUCGGCGGCAUUUUAAGCGGCAUUUGCAUUUAAGAAGGGGCGGCGGCGGCGGCGGCGGCGGCUACGAGUCGAAGGCGUAAAAUGCGGUCAUCUACGGACGAUUACGAAAAUAUGAGAACGGGCGGCCCGGAAGACUACCUAGAUCACUUCUAGUUUGGCAACAAACCCUAUUCAUAGCAUAUUGCUUAUUUGCUUUUUAUUUUCCUUCUGCAGAGAUUCUGCGUAUACUUAAUUAUUAAAAAAGACACCUACUCGAUGCAAAUCUGGGAGGGAACGAGAAGAAUGGUUCGCCUCACGGCACAAAUUCGAAACAUGGUGUUUAUUUUGGUUGUAUUACAUU